GAUAGAAAUGGAACGUUGGCAAGAUCGUGUCGCUGUUGUAACUGGCGCCAGUUCGGGCAUUGGAGCCGCUGUGGCCAAAGAUCUAGUUAGAUCUGGUCUAAUUGUGGUCGGUCUGGCCCGGCGUAUUGAGCGCAUCGAGGCGUUGCGGGAGGAUUUGCCCGUGGAGCUGCAUGACCGUCUGCAUGUCCAACACUGUGAUGUGGGUGAACUGGAUUCGGUGAAGGCCGCCUUCGAUUGGAUUGAGGAGCAUUUGGGCGGCAUUGAUAUACUGGUGAACAACGCUGGGACUCUGUUUCCGGGUCAAUUGCUAACCAUGGAAAUGGAGCAAUUGCAGCGAGUUUUGCAAGUGAAUCUAAUGGGGAUGAUCGAAUGCAGUCGGCGAGCCUUCCAUUCGAUGAAAUCACGUGAGGUGCCUGGCCAUAUAGUGCUCAUCAAUAGCCUUACGGGUCGUAAUAUAAUCUAUCCGCCUGGCGAGGAGCUGCAAUGCCUCAAUAUGUAUCCCAUAACAAAGCAUGGAGUCACAGCUCUAUUGGAAAUUCUGCGCCAGGAGAUGCGAGGACUUAAAACGCAGGUGAAAGUUACGAGUAUCAGUCCCGGUGUGACAGAUACAGAGAUAUUGCCAUCUGGUUAUGAUACUCUGCCGAUGUUAAAGCCGGAGGAUAUAUCAGCUGGCAUUAUAUAUGCCUUGGGCACACCUCCCCAUGUCCAGGUACAUGAGCUGACCAUCAAGCCGCUUGGCGAGCCAUUCUGAACACACACACACACAGACACACGCGGAGACAUACACACACAGAUGCGUGUUUUAUAUAAUAAUAAU
Messenger RNA from Drosophila willistoni, 817 nucleotides. Its product is annotated as farnesol dehydrogenase. The record is from RefSeq and is a predicted model, not a curated record. NCBI's taxonomy places the organism in Eukaryota, Metazoa, Arthropoda, Insecta, Diptera, Drosophilidae. Bases 8 to 751 code for a protein of 247 amino acids. The transcript is spliced from 2 exons. Gene Ontology annotation, molecular function: oxidoreductase activity.